AUGUAUUCGAAAAUAGAAGUUGGGGAAGACAAUGUCCGCAUUAUAGGAAUUUGCGGAAUGGGUGGCAUCGGUAAGACGACUCUUGCAAGGGUUGCUUAUAAUCAAAUCUCACCUCAUUUUGAAGGUAAAGGUUUUCUUGCUGAUGUUCGAGAAGUUUCAAACAAUUCUGGACUUACUUCUUUGCAGGAACAACUUCUUUCCCAAAUCUUUCCUGAUGAACACUUUAAGUUUUUCAAUGUUCACAAAGGGAAAACCAUAAUUAGACACAUGUUGUCUCACAAAAAGGUUCUUGUUGUUCUUGAUGAUGUUGAUAACUUACAACACUUGAAAUGCUUGGCUGGAAAACGUGAUUGGUUUGGUUUAGGGAGUAGAAUCAUUGUAACAACAAGAAAUGAACAUUUGUUGCGAUCUUUCCCAGUUGAUGAUGUAUACAGGCCUACAACGCUGAAUCAUGAAGAUGCGCUUCGGCUUUUCAAUUUAAAAGCUUUCCAUGGUAAUACAAUGCUCAAUGAUGAGUUCAUUGAGCUUUCUAAACAUGUUGUAAAUUAUGCUGGUGGUCUCCCCUUAGCUCUUGAAGUUUUAGGUUCUCUUUUGUGCGAUAGAGAUGCAACUCAAUGGAGAAGUGCAAUAGAAAAACUUAAACGAGUUUCUAAUGAAGAUAUUCUCAACAGACUUCAAAUUAGCUUUGAUGGAUUGGACGAAACAGAGAAGAAUAUAUUUCUUGAUUUAGCAUGUUUCUUCAAUAGCGAGGAUAAAGAUCUUAUAAUGAAAGUUUUGGAUGGUUGUGAGUUUUUCCCUAAUAUUGGAAUUGAUGUUCUCAUUAAGAAGUCUCUCAUAAAGUCAAAGACAACAAAUAUUUGUGGAUGCAUGAUUUGUUGA
Messenger RNA from Gossypium arboreum, 879 nucleotides. Its product is annotated as disease resistance protein RUN1-like. The record is from RefSeq and is a predicted model, not a curated record. Gene Ontology annotation, biological process: defense response. Bases 1 to 879 code for a protein of 292 amino acids. Gene Ontology annotation, molecular function: ADP binding. NCBI's taxonomy places the organism in Eukaryota, Viridiplantae, Streptophyta, Magnoliopsida, Malvales, Malvaceae. The transcript has a single exon.